ACUGCUGCUGAACAGCACGCAGUUUAUCUAAUCUGCGAACGCGAGGAAAGAAGGGAGCUCGCGAGUUAUAAAUAGAGGUUUAAUCUGAAGAUACCCUGGAGUUAGUGCCCUUCUGUUCGAUUUGACAUAGCCUAUCAGUUUUCAGUUUACACGAUACAAGUGGCAGUGACGAGUGAACAGCUGUUACAGUGCAUUGUGCAGGCCAAAGAUGGAGGGAAUGUUCAAGGUCACGCUGGAAGAUGAGUUCAAGAAGAAUCCGGAACUCAAAGCGGAGGACAUUGAGGAAAUCCAAACCUGGAUAAAAACUCAGCCUCACCUUCCCACUGUACCAGACCUAAUGAUAGUACUGUUUCUGCAUGCCUGCCAAUGGAAUUUGGAAGAUACCAAGAAAACCAUCGACAUUUAUUACACUCUGAAAACAGAAAUCACCGAGUUCUUUGCUGACAGGGAUCCUACAUCGCAGGAAAUAAAGGACAUCGCUAAAGUGAACCCCAUCGUCAUGUUGCCACAGAGUGAUCCACAAGGCAACCGUAUUCUGUGGAUCAGACUGAACGAGUGCGAUCCCAAGCAAUACGACUUUGCAGCCUCUGUGAAGUACAACACGAUGACAACGGAAGUCUUUCAACUCGAGAACGGCACUGUGCCAGGGUUGGUGAUUGUAAACGACUGUAAACACUUCAAUGCAUCAGUGUUCUGGAGUACACCCAUGAAACUAGGCUCCAGCUACACACGUUUUACGCAGGAAGCUGCCUCAUAUCCCGUCAAGGCCUGCCAUUACAUCAAUGCACAUUCGUUUCUCGAGAAGUGUUUCUCAAUCAUAAAACCUCUAUUUCGGUCCAAAGUCUACGAAAUGUUCCACAUGCACUCUAAUAUGGAGUCGCUCUUCAAAGUAAUCCCAAGGGAAAUAGUUCCUAAGGACUACGGUGGUGAAGGACUUACUCUGGAAGAGCUGAAUGAACUGAACCUGCAGAAGUUAGAAAGCUACAGGCAGUACUUCCAAGAUGAAAGGACGAUGCGUGUGGACGAAAGCAAAAGGGUGGGGAAAGCACCAAAGUCAGAAUUUAUGGACUGGACGAAAGGAUGGUGGCUUUCGGCCAUGCGGAAACUCUCUUUCAAGUGAAACGGUUUAAGGAACUUAACUUCGAUGUUCAGCUCGUGGCUGACUGUCUAUCGUAAAUGCUUCUUGUAUCCGAGCAAUUUGAUGUUACUCACAUUAUACAUGUGCCUUGUCAGUCUAGUUACAGAACCAUUACAAACGUUGUACUACUAUUGCAUAUAGUUCAUGACGGCUCUAGAAUAGUUUGACUGUAUGUACAAAAAAAACCAUUUAUGAAUCAGAAUUUUGUCAAGAAUUUUGUAACUUGCUGUCACCAUCAUUUUGAUAGUUCCAUUAGUGCUGCCCCCAGCAAAGGUUAAAACAAGCCCAAUUGUCAGUUCCAUUAUUACUGUAAGGAGCUCACGAGUGACCUAGCUUGAGGAAUGCGUGUCAGUCCGUCAGGGCUAUCUGUCAAUCAUCUUUCAUACAUUUCUAAAAACAUUGUGCUUGCUACAAUAUGAAUAAUUACUUACGUUUUUGUACAAAAUAACAUCAUGUGUUUAAUUUGUAAUUACAAUAGCUAUAAUUAGACUAUUUUUAAAUAGGAAUAAUUUUAUAUUUGCAUAGUAUUUUUUUUAAUCAUGUUGUUUUUGACUGUUUUUGU
Messenger RNA from Homalodisca vitripennis (glassy-winged sharpshooter), 1700 nucleotides. Its product is annotated as alpha-tocopherol transfer protein-like. The transcript has 7 exons. NCBI's taxonomy places the organism in Eukaryota, Metazoa, Arthropoda, Insecta, Hemiptera, Cicadellidae. Gene Ontology annotation, molecular function: phosphatidylinositol bisphosphate binding. Bases 209 to 1120 code for a protein of 303 amino acids. Gene Ontology annotation, cellular component: membrane. The record is from RefSeq and is a predicted model, not a curated record.